UGAAAUUGAUUUACAGUAUUUUGCCAGUUUCAGGUGUACAGCAAAGUGAAUCUGCCAUACAAAUACAUAUAAAGGAUGGACUUUUUAAAAAAGAUCUUUGGCGACCUUGGAGGGCACAGUUUCCGUGGGGUCAGGAGAGAGGGGAGCAGGGUUGCAAAGGCUCCCGCUACAAAGGUGAUGGGGUGGGUUUCCGUUUCUAGAUUUCCACACAUUUGUGUACGGCAGGGAAAGAACCACGAGAGAGGGAGAAGGCAGAAAUGUAGGCAGAAGAUGGGGCGAAGAGGCGCUGGGCCACAGCGAUGUCACUCCCGUGGGAUCGUCCGCGGGCCAGGGAGCUCCUGCUAUGCCUAUAUUGUCUCAUAAGUACGAGGGCAAAGAAGAAAAGGGGGAGUAACGGUCUGUAGCGGCUGCUAUGUAGCAAAGAAACCAGAAAAAGGUGGAUACGCCGUCCACAGGGGACAACACGGCGCCGACACCAAGAAAAGAAGCCACAUCACGGAGAGAAAAGCUGAACCACACACAUCCGGGACUUUUCACAAGCCUCGCCCCUCGCCCGGGUGUGGCUGCGGGAGACGCAGGCAGGAAGGGGUGGGGCAUGAGCGCUGAGCCCGAGCGCUGAUCUCGCGAGAGCAGUAGCGGGCGGAAGCGCAGUCUGUGCAGGAUGAGCCUACGGCUUGUGUUCGUCUUGCUGAGCGUCGCAGCGGCGGGCUCCGCGCAGUCCACUUCUGCGCCAGUCGCCUUAGCACUCACUACGAGGGCAGGUCCGGCUUCUGCAGGAGACUCCAGGCAGCACAUCUCGAGCCGGCAGCCUGAGCAAGAACACGGUGACAGACCCUCUCUGAAUCAGAGUACCACGAAAGCCGUCCCUGGCAGUUCGGAACCCGAGCGGCACACCGUGAAAGCCGUCCCUGGCAGUUCGGAACCCGAGCGGCACCACAAGAAUGACAGCCUUGGCAGUUCCUCCAGAGACCAGUCCACCAAGUCGGUCUCCAGCCCCUCUUCUGAUAACAAGGAGCCCACCAAGCCUGAUUUAAACACAGUAGCUGACAAAGCUCUGCAGCCUUCCAGAACUGAAUCUGGGGAAAAAGUAUUGCUAGACUCUGACCCCUCUUCUACCCAGCAGGAGGGAGAAGGUAAGUCUUUAGAACCACCUGAAGAUGAGGAGCCCAAGGAGACUGAGGAAGGGGAUACAGAGCCUGAAGAGGGUGCACCACCCAAAGACGAGAAAGAAAUGCCUGGCCCUGCCUCCAGUGAGAACCGUGAAAGCACAGUUUUGAAUCCCUGGAGUCGGGAGAAGGAUGACCUGUAUAAGGAUAAUCUUGGAAGUUCCAGUGCAGAGAGCAGCCACUUCUUUGCAUAUCUGGUGACAGCAGCCAUUCUCGUUGCUGUCCUCUAUAUUGCCUACCACAAUAAGCGGAAGAUUAUUGCUUUCAUCCUGGAAGGAAAAAGAUCCAAAGUUACACGGCGGCCAAAGGCCAGUGACUACCAGCGUUUGGACCAAAAGAUUUGAUUUUUCUGUUCUUGAGAACCUUGUCCUCCCUGCUGAUUUGUUUCUAAAUCAAGAAAAAUGAAGAGAAAACUACUGUGACCUAAGAGACACACCCCCUCCUCUAGGGUUUGGUGGCAAGUCGGGGCUGGCAGAGGCGGGGGGGAUUGCUUUGGUUUUUGCACCUGCACUUUGGCGGACUUGUCCUCCUGUGUUCCCGUUAUUUAUGCUGGUGUCUUCCAGCCCGUCCCCCUGAGUGUGAGUAGGGAAGCAUGUGGGCGUGCCCAGCCGUGACCAAAGGGAGAUCUCAGCCCGGGGCAGGUGACUGCUGAUGACUGCCCUCCCUUGGGUCUUGGCCCUGUCGUAAGGUUAGCCCUUGAAAACAGCAUUGCACUUGCCACUACUUACCUUCGCGGACCUAGGAGAAAACUACAGGUUGUGGUCCGUUUCUACCAAGGCCUCUCCCUUUGGGGGGAUGUGCCCUACAAAAGAUGCAGAAGGUGGCGAAUGCUGAUGGGCAAAGGGCUCCUUUGAACACGAUUCUCUUCAAAGGGUUCAGCAGCAAACCAAAACAGCAGCUGAAAAACAUGCUUUAUUGCCUGCGAGUCCAAGCCGCCUAGUGCAAGCUCUUCACCUUCUGACAUUUUCAUAUUAUUUGAGACGAAGCGAAGCCACUUCUGUUUAGUUGUACUGAGCAGAAAACUGAACUUGGGGGUUCUGGGAGGAAAGC
Physeter macrocephalus (sperm whale) is the source of this 2216-nucleotide messenger RNA. It is a transcript of the gene TGOLN2, whose product is annotated as trans-golgi network protein 2. The coding region runs from base 662 to 1510 and encodes 282 amino acids. Gene Ontology annotation, cellular component: trans-Golgi network transport vesicle; endosome; trans-Golgi network. NCBI's taxonomy places the organism in Eukaryota, Metazoa, Chordata, Mammalia, Artiodactyla, Physeteridae. The transcript has 4 exons. The record is from RefSeq and is a predicted model, not a curated record.